Molecule: messenger RNA, 1726 nt
Organism: Ipomoea triloba (trilobed morning glory)
Lineage: Eukaryota; Viridiplantae; Streptophyta; Magnoliopsida; Solanales; Convolvulaceae
Product: premnaspirodiene oxygenase-like
Exons: 3
Coding region: 19-1512 (497 amino acids)
Molecular function (GO): iron ion binding; heme binding; monooxygenase activity
Source: RefSeq, a predicted model, not a curated record
CUUGCUCUAAUUUCAGUGAUGGAGAACUUCAUUUCUUUCGUCUUCUUUCUUUGUUUUAUCAUUUUACUCCACACACAGUGGAGGAAGAAGGCAAAAACCCGCCGGAAAGAGCCACCAGGGCCGUGGAAGCUUCCGAUCAUCGGAAACUUGCACCAAUUGUCAGCCUCUUCACAGCAACCCACCCAUCGUGUCCUGAGAGAGUUGGUAAAAAAAUACGGCUCCCAGGGCAUGAUGAAGCUUCAAAUAGGAGAAAUUAAUGCUGUGGUGGUAUCGUCGCCGGCGGUGGCUAAAGAGUUGAUAAGAAAUCACGACCUAACUUUCGCGACCAAAUGGCAGUCUCUGGCCAGUAAAACACUAUUUUACAAUGAUUUCGGCGUUGUUUUUAGUCCGUACGGUGAUUAUUGGAGACAGUUGCGAAAGGUAUACUCCACAGAGCUCCUCAACGCUAAAAAUGUCCGGUCGUUCAGUUCAAUCAGGCACGAUGAGAUCCAUUCUCUAUUGGCCGAUCUCCAUUCAUCAUCCGGCCAGUUGGUGAAUUUCACUCACAGAAUCUUCUUGCUUAUGUCCUCCAUUAUAUGUAAAUCUGCAUUCGGCAAGGUAUUCACCGGGAGAGAAGAGUUCUUAGAGCAAAUAAAGGAAAUAUCGGAGUUUUUGGGUGGAUUUGAUUUUGCCGAUGUGUUUCCGUCUUGGAAGGUUCUACACGGCCUGUGCGGCAACAAGAAGAGGAUCAUGAAAACUCGCCGUAAAGUAGACGGAAUUAUUGAAAACAUCAUAAAAGAGCACAGAGAGAAGGUGGAAAGUGGUGAUUGUUUAAUUGAUGUCCUCAUAACACAAAUGGAUAGCGGUGGACUAAAACUGCCCAUCACUCAUGACACCAUCAAAGGUGUAAUUGUUGAAAUAUUUGCAGCAGGAAGUGAUACAUCAUCAACAGCCACUGUUUGGGCAAUGUCGGAAAUGAUGAAGAAUCCCAGGGUUUUGGCCAAAGCACAGGCUGAGGUGAGAGAAGCUUUUAGAGGGAAAGAGAAGUUGGAGGAGGAAGACAUGGAGGAAUUAGCAUACUUGAAAUCAGUGGUGAAAGAAACUUUGAGGUUUCAUCCUCCGCUUCCCAUGUUAGUUCCCAAAGAGUGCAUGGAAGAAACUAUGGUGUGCGGAUAUACCAUACCGCUAAAAUCAAAGAUAUUGAUUAAUGUGUGGGCAAUGGGUAGGGACCCUCAAUACUGGGAAGAUCCAGAGAGCUUUAUACCCGAGAGAUUUGAGAAGAGUUCAAUUGAUUUCAUGGGAAAUCACUUUGAAUUUUUACCUUUUGGGGGCGGAAGGAGGAUAUGUCCAGGACUUGGGUUUGGUUUUGCCAACGCUUUGUCACCUUUGGCACACUUGCUCUUCCACUUUGAUUGGAAGCUCCCUUCUGGAGUUACUGCAGAUACAUUGGACAUGACGGAGAUGAAUGGAAUAGCUGUAGCAAGAAAGAAUGAUCUUUUCUUGAUUCCUACUCCCAUCCAUGCAUCUUCUUAAGUAAUAAUCAUAUCCCACCUACCUAGCUAGCUAGCAUGAUGGCUGGGAUAAUCUUUAGUAUUGUUUUACAAAACUGGUGCUGAAUUUAAGCAGAUUAUAGAUUCGCUGUUUAUGACUUUAUGUUCAAAUAAACAAGGAUGUCGCAUGUUGAAAGUUCGUUGCCAAUUAGCUACAAUGGAGUAAUAAAAUACUUUCAAACAAGAAUUCAAUUUUA